UAUUUUGGCCUCUUGGUACUAGCGGGCCCCAUUUGUCUCCCACUGCAAAUUUCUUCAGCCCUGAGGGGUGCGCUUCAACUCGCACAAAGGUCACCUCUACAUGAUCAUUCGCACCUCCCCUGUUAAAAAUUCUCUGCUUUCUCCUAAACAAAGCCUGAUCUUUUACUCAUGGCGGUAAGGAUCGACAGAAAAUCAAGCAUUUUCCGUCGAAGCCACAACAAUUGAAUCUAAGCCACUCGGAUUUGCAGCUGCUGGGCUGCAAUUACAUUCAGAAAGGCCUCGUUUAUUCCAUGUCCGAUGUCUCCCGAGAUUUCGAAAGGGCGGUGGAGAAAAUGAAGAAGAGUCUCUCAGACGCUCUGGUGCACUUCUAUCCACUGGCCGGAAGACUGGCCACUUCGCCGGAAGGCUUUGUGUAUAUUGAUUGUAAUGACCGUGGAGCAGAUUUUAUUGAAGCGUCUGCCCCUGACAUUAGGGUUUCAGAGGUGAUGAACGAGACGGUCAGUGAUGUUGUUGGCGAGCUGUUUGCCCUCAAUGGAGCUCUCAAUAUGGAUGCGCAUUCUCUUCCUCUCUUGGUUGUUCAGCUAAACAUCUCAAAACACAAGUACUCGAUCAGAGAAAUGAUGAAAAAAGACCACUUAGCGAAGAAAUGAUGAAGCUCCAACUCUCAUUCAACAGACAAAGAGGAAGCAUUGUUAAUAUACUGAAAUCACUCCAAAUUCACAAAAUGCAAAAUGAAAUGCAAGAUGAGAUGCAAAAUGAGAUGCAACCUAAACCUAGUCACUAGACUUUGAAAAGCUUAAUUGUCAUCAUUGAGCGUUUUACAAUUAUAGCGGGCAGAAUAGA
This is a messenger RNA of Cryptomeria japonica (Japanese cedar), 843 nucleotides long. Its product is annotated as omega-hydroxypalmitate O-feruloyl transferase-like. Lineage: Eukaryota; Viridiplantae; Streptophyta; Pinopsida; Cupressales; Cupressaceae. The record is from RefSeq and is a predicted model, not a curated record. Bases 291 to 650 code for a protein of 119 amino acids. The transcript is spliced from 2 exons.